AUGGGCUUCAAGACUUUCCUCAACAAGUUGGUCAAGGGCCAGGACGAGCUCAAGAUCCCGCAUACUACUAGCCAUGAUGUUGGCAUCACGGACUCUCAGCACGCAGACUCUGCUGACAGGCGCUACCCUAUCCCCCUGAGAAUGCAUUUUAUCACAAAGGGAGCGACUGCCACAUGCAAGCUCACCACAGAGCUAGCCGCGGGGACGACGUUGACUGCGUCGGCACCCAUCGAGACAUCGCAGCUUUGCCGACAGCUGUGGGAGGCGGCCCUCUUUCAACUAGGUGGUCAAGAUCGGCCGUUGUCGGCCAGGCGGGCUUUGCAAACAAUAAGAGCAAGAUCCUCAAGUUUCGAUAGCAUUCCUGUGGCACCGUGA
This is a messenger RNA of Exophiala dermatitidis NIH/UT8656, 375 nucleotides long. RefSeq lists its product as uncharacterized. The record is from RefSeq and is a predicted model, not a curated record. Lineage: Eukaryota; Fungi; Ascomycota; Eurotiomycetes; Chaetothyriales; Herpotrichiellaceae. The transcript is spliced from 2 exons. Bases 1 to 375 code for a protein of 124 amino acids.